GGCCCCGCCCUGUCCUCCGGCCCCUCCCCUGAAUCCCGGUGCCAGCGCGUGUCCCAGGAAGCUGCCGCUGACCCAGCAUGGCCACGCGGGUCCAGCCGCUCCUGCCCGUCCUCCUGCUGCUCUGGGGGGGCUGCCUGUGCCCGCCCGCCCGCGCCGGGCUCUACUUCAGGGAGGGGCAGCACUGCUACAAACCAGCCCCGCGCAAGGCUCCCGGGCUCAGGACGUACCCCCGCCCGCACGAGUACCUGGACCUGUCGGCGCUGCCGCGGAGCUGGGACUGGAGGAACGUGGAUGGAGUGAACUACGCGAGCACCACUCGGAACCAGCACAUCCCGCAGUACUGCGGGUCCUGCUGGGCCCACGGCAGCACCAGCGCCCUGGCAGACAGAAUCAACAUAAAGAGGAAAGGAGCAUGGCCCUCUGCCUACCUCUCUGUUCAGAACGUCAUCGACUGUGCUGACGCCGGGUCCUGUGAAGGGGGAGACCACUCCGGGGUCUGGAUGUACGCCCACGACCACGGCAUUCCCGACGAGACCUGCAACAACUACCAGGCCAAGGACCAAAAGUGUAAGAAGUUCAACCAGUGUGGGACUUGUGUCACUUUUGGAGAAUGUCACGUGAUAAAGAACUACACUCUCUGGAAAGUUGCUGACUAUGGGUCUGUCAGUGGACGAGAAAAAAUGAUGGCAGAAAUCUACACUAAUGGGCCAAUUAGCUGUGGUAUCAUGGCUACUGAGAAGCUGGAUGCCUACACAGGAGGCCUCUACACAGAGUACAACCCCUCUCCCACAGUGAAUCACAUCGUGUCCGUGGCCGGCUGGGGCGUGGAAAAUGGGACAGAGUAUUGGAUUGUCCGGAACUCGUGGGGGGAACCCUGGGGCGAAAGAGGGUGGCUGAGAAUUGUGACAAGUGCCUACAAAGGUGGGAGAGGAGCAGACUACAAUCUUGCUAUUGAAGAGGACUGUACAUAUGGAGAUCCUAUACUUCCUUGAUUCUACGUUGUACAUAUUUGUUUAGGAAUUACUUUGUUUGGAAGCUCCCCUGCACAACCUUUUUUUGUCUAAGACUCUCUCACAGUUCCACAGGCAGUUCUGCAAAAUUAGCCCAGAUAGCACCACACAAGUGCUUCAAAAAAUACAGAGCUGCCUUGAGAUAGUUAUUUACAAUUAAUUUGCCCAUGAAAGAGUUGUCUGUCUUGAUGCACAGUAUUGAAAUCAUACUGACUUAAUCACAGAACCUGAAUGUGUAAAUAUCUAUUUUUUUAAAUACAAAUUAUGUAGGUGUACUGGAAAGGAAAAAGUAUACUCAAUAUUUGGGUCUAGAGCUUAUUUUAAAUUCUCUGACAGUACUGAGAAGAUGCAAAAAACAAAACUAAUUCUGGACAUGAUAAAUUAAAAAACUAAAUCCCCUCUUUCCUUGGCCUUCUGGUGAAGCAGAGGUGGUGGAAAGGCAUGUAGUUGCUUUUAUCCAUCAAAAUGAUAUAAUGGGAAUUAUUUUGAUCAAAAGAUGGUCUAAACAUUUCUUAAUUAGUCUUUGCUCAAACUCCUUGCUUUAAUCUGUGAUUGACUGUGCCAUUUUUCUCCUAGAGGCAAAGGAUAAAUUGCCAUAACUCAGAACUCCUCACUGAUUUGAAGAAAUGAGGCAAAUUCCCUUCCUUAGUCUUUUAAGUGACAAAUCAGUGCCAUAGCAAAUGUUACUAACUGGCAUUGUUAAUUGCAUUUAAUAAACACUUUUUUCUCAUAA
This is a messenger RNA of Chiroxiphia lanceolata (lance-tailed manakin), 1743 nucleotides long. It is a transcript of the gene CTSZ, whose product is annotated as cathepsin Z. Gene Ontology annotation, molecular function: cysteine-type endopeptidase activity. Lineage: Eukaryota; Metazoa; Chordata; Aves; Passeriformes; Pipridae. The coding region runs from base 78 to 992 and encodes 304 amino acids. Gene Ontology annotation, cellular component: lysosome. The transcript is spliced from 6 exons. The record is from RefSeq and is a predicted model, not a curated record.